Vitis vinifera (wine grape) is the source of this 4832-nucleotide messenger RNA. RefSeq names its product probable disease resistance protein At4g27220. The transcript is spliced from 3 exons. NCBI's taxonomy places the organism in Eukaryota, Viridiplantae, Streptophyta, Magnoliopsida, Vitales, Vitaceae. The record is from RefSeq and is a predicted model, not a curated record. Bases 209 to 4369 code for a protein of 1386 amino acids. Gene Ontology annotation, molecular function: ADP binding.
AAAAAAUUCUUGUUUCUUUGAUAGCUGAAACCUUCCACAUACUCUGCUCUUUUGAUACCUCCAACCUUUCAUCUCCUUAUUUUCAUCUGUCACACUCAAUUAAAUAUCAAAAAUUUUAGUGUGUUUUCCUUCUCCUGCUGUCGUUUCCCUUUUUGAUAUCUGCUGUUGCACAAUUCCCAUCUAUUUCUAGAGAAAGAAAACUUGGGAAAUGGCAGAAAUUCUUAUUUCCAUUGCAGCAAAAGUUGCAGAGUACCUGGUUGCUCCCAUUGUACGUCCACUGGGUUACCUGUUUAACUACCGUAGCAACCUUGAUAACCUUGAGGAACAAGUUGACAAGCUGGGUGAUGCAAGGGAGAGGCGGCAGCGAGAUGUGGAUGACGCUAAUAGGCAAGGGGAUGAGAUCGAACCUGAUGUCCAGAAGUGGCUGACACGUACAGAAGGGAUCAUCCAAACGGCAAAGGAAUUGAUUGAAGAUGAGAAGGCUGCAAGCACGAGCUGUUUCAAUUUAAAGUUGCGGUACCAGCGAAGCAGGCAAGCGAAGAAGCAGUCUGGGGAUAUUGGUAAAAUCCAAGAAGAAAAUAAAUUUAACAGGGUAUCAUAUGGCCUUCCUCCACAAGGGAUAUGGUCUCCACGCCUCAGAGAUUGUGGAGCUUUGGAAUCGAGGGCAUCUAUUUUAAACGAAAUUAUGGAGGCCUUGAGAAAUGAUGAUAUCAGAAUGAUUGGUGUGUGGGGGAUGGGCGGUGUGGGCAAAACCACUCUUGCCAAUCAAGUAGCGAAAAAGGCCGAGGAAGAUAAGUUAUUUGAAAAGGUGGUUAUGGCAUUAAAUAUAUCCCGAGUUCCGAACGUGACAAAAAUUCAAGGAGAAAUUGCAAGCAUGUUAGGUUUGAAAUUUGAGGAGGAAGAGGAAUCGGGAAGAGCAGCCCGCUUAAGCAAAAGUUUGCAAAAAAAUAAGACGGUCCUGGUGAUUCUGGAUGAUAUUUGGGAAGAACUUAGUCUGGAAAACAUCGGAAUUCCUCAUGGAGAUGCUCAUAGGGGGUGUAAAGUGCUGCUGACUUCCAGAAAACAGGGUGUGUUAUCUAGAAAGAUGGCUACUCAAAAAAACUUCCGUGUUCAACAUUUAUGUGAAGAGGAAGCCUGGAGUUUAUUUAAGAAGACAGCAGGUGAUUCAGUGGAGCAGCUUAAAUCCAUAGCAAUUAAAGUACUUAGAGAAUGUGAUGGUCUACCAGUUGCCAUUGUAACAGUUGCAAAGGCGUUAAAAGGCGAGAGUGAUGAGGCUGUGUGGAACAAUGCUUUGCUAGAACUGGAGAAUUCUGCAGCAAUAAACAUCGAGGACGUGCAUGAAAAAGUAUACUCAUGUCUGGAGUUGAGCUACAACCACUUGAAAGGUGAUGAAGUGAAGCGUUUGUUCUUACUUUGUGGUAUGCUGGGCUAUGGUGAUAUUUCACUGGAUCAAUUGUUAAAAUAUGGCAUGGGUUUGGAUUUGUUUGAACACGUGAGUUCAUUGGAGCAAAUAAGAAAUAAACUAGUGACAUUGGUCAAAAUCCUCAAAGACUCGAGCUUGCUGCUUGAUGCUGAAGAUCGUUAUCGGUCAGGUGUGGGGCCAGGUGUGUUUUUCGGAAAUAAUGAUGAAAACAAGUUUGUCAGAAUGCAUGAUGUUGUUGGUGAUGUUGCCAGAGCAAUUGCAGCAAAAGAUCCUCAUCGAUUUGUUGUGAUCAAAGAAGCUCUUGGAUUAGAAGAAUGGCAAAGGAAGGAGGAGUUCAGAAAUUGCAGUCGUAUAUCUUUGCAAUGCGGAGAUCUCCGUGAGCUUCCGGAAAGAUUGGUAUGUUCCAAACUUGAAUUCUUUUUAUUGAAUGGUAAUGAUCCGUCUUUGAGAAUUCCAAACACCUUUUUUCAAGAGACGGAACUACUAAAAGUUUUGGACUUGUCUGCAAGGCAUCUUACACCACUGCCUUCAUCACUUGGUUUUCUUUCCAAUCUUCGAACAUUGCGUGUAUACCGAUGCACACUCCAAGACAUGGCAUUAAUCGGAGAGCUAAAGAAACUACAAGUUCUUAGUUUUGCAAGUUGCGAAAUUGAACGGUUGCCGAAAGAAUUCAUGCAAUUGACUGAUCUAAGGGUGCUGGACUUGUGGGAUUGCUCUCAUCUCGAAGUAAUUCCCCAAAAUGUCAUAUCAAGUUUAUCUCGAUUGGAGCAUUUAUGUUUAGCAAAAAGUUUUACCAAAUGGGGGGCUGAAGGAUUUGGUAGUGGAGAAAGCAAUAAUGCUUGCCUUUCUGAGCUGAACAACUUGUCCUAUUUGAAGACUUUAUAUAUAGAAAUAACGGUACCCAAUUUGCUAUCAAAAGAUCUGGUCUUUGAGAAGCUUACCAGAUAUGUGAUAUCAGUGUAUUCCAUUCCAGGAUAUGUUGAUCAUAAUAGAUCCGCAAGAACGUUGAAGCUCUGGAGGGUUAACAAACCUUGCUUGGUGGACUGCUUUUCCAAGCUGUUCAAGACAGUUGAAGUUUUAGAAUUGCAUGACUUGGAGGACACUAAGCAUGUCCUUUACGAGUUUGAUACAGAUGAUUUUCUUCAACUCAAGCAUCUUGUUAUCGGAAAUUGUCCUGGGAUUCAAUACAUUGUUGACUCGACCAAAGGGGUCCCAUCACACAGUGCCCUUCCUAUCUUGGAGGAAUUGCGUCUUGGGAAUCUCUAUAACAUGGAUGCAGUAUGCUAUGGUCCAAUUCCAGAGGGAUCUUUUGGGAAGUUACGUUCUCUACUAGUGAUUGGUUGUAAGAGGUUGAAAUCUUUCAUAUCCCUUCCGAUGGAGCAAGGAAAGAAUGGAUCGGUGUUACCUGAAAUGGGAUCCUUGGAUUCGACACGGGACUUCUCCUCCACAGGAAGCAGUGCUACCCAGGAGUUAUGUACGAGUGAUGUUCCCACACCAUUCUUCAAUGAACAGGUUACACUCCCUAGCUUGGAGGACUUGACAAUGGAAUCCUUGGAUAAUGUGAUAGCAAUUUGGCACAACCAACUUCCUCUAGAGUCUUGUUGCAACUUUAAAAGUUUGGAAAUAUCAAAGUGCAACAAAUUACUAAAUGUUUUUCCAUCCAAUAUCCUAAAAGGGUUACAAAGUUUGGAAUAUGUGAAAAUAGAUGAUUGUGAUUCCAUAGAAGAGAUUUUUGAUCUACAGGGAGUAAAUUGCAAGGAAAUUCAUGAUAUUGCAACCAUUCCAUUGCUUCAUUUGUUUUUAGAGAGGCUAAAUAGUUUGAAGAGUGUAUGGAAUAAGGAUCCUCAAGGACUUGUCUCCUUUCAAAACCUACUGUUCUUAAAAGUUGCUAGGUGUCCUUGUUUAAAAUAUCUUUUUCCAAUUACGGUAGCAGAAGGCCUUGUGCAACUUCAUGAACUACAGAUAAUAAAUUGUGGAGUGGAGGAAAUUGUUGCAAAUGAACAUGGAGAUGAAGUAAAGUCUUCAUUAUUCCCUAAACUAACCUCUCUCACACUCGAAGGAUUAGACAAACUCAAAGGUUUCUACCGAGGAACACGUAUUGCAAGAGGGCCACAUUUGAAAAAGCUAAUUAUGUUGAAAUGGGAUCAAGUGGGGACACUUUUUCAAGAAAUAGAUUCAGAAGGUUAUAUUGAUAGUCCAAUUCAACAAUCUUUCUUCUUGUUGGAAAAGGAUGCAUUCCUUAAUUUGGAGCAAUUGAUCUUAAUGGGCCCCAAGAUGAAAAUAUGGCAAGGCCAAUUUUCAGGGGAGUCAUUUUGCAAGCUGAGACUUUUGAGGAUAAGAGAGUGUCACGACAUUUUGGUUGUGAUCCCCUCCAAUGUGCUUCCAAAGUUGCAUAAUCUAGAGGAACUUCAUGUGAACAAGUGUAAUUCAGUGAAAGAGGUAUUCGAACUUGUUGAUAAGGAAUAUCAAGUUGAGACAGGUCAAAUUUUUAAGAAUCUUCAUUCUCUAGAAGUACGUGGUUGUGGAAAUUUAAUAUAUCUGGUGACUUCCUCAAUGGCUAAAACAUUGGUGCAGCUCAAAGUGCUUACUAUAGAAAAAUGCGAAUUGGUGGAAGAAAUAGUCAGACAUGAGGGAGGUGAAGAACCAUAUGAUAUUGUUUUCUCCAAAUUACAAAGGUUGAGACUUGUUCACUUACAAAGUCUAAAAUGGUUCUGCUCAACUAGAUGUAUCUUCAAAUUCCCAUCCUUGGAACAAUUUGAGGUGAAAGGAUGCCCUCAGAUGGAAUAUUUUUGUGAGACAGUCCCAAGUACACCAAGGGUAAAGGAAGUAAAAAUUGACGAUCAUGCGGAAGAGCAUUUUUUGGGGUGUGACAUCAAUACCAUCAUCCAUAAUACAGCUUUGGAGAAGGUAUAUAUCUUGAAAUUUUCUAAUGUCAUUAUAUUAUAAACACUAUUUUUCACCUUCGCGAUUCUUUAGAAAUUUGUGAAUUCUAAUUUUAUUUCUUUUUCAUCUCUCAGAAAUUUGUCUAACUGUGAGAAAAAGACACAGAGCAAACCCAUAUAAUGUUUGUGUUAUGUUUAGUCUGUUUAAUUUUUUAGUACAAGGAACCUGAUUUGAUGGAAGCAGAAUUCUGCAUGGGUUUGUAUGGAUCCUUUUAUGCUCUUAUUGUUUGUUGUUGCUUAGUUUAUUGUCUAUUUGGGUUAAGUUUGCUUUGUUAGUUGUUAAUUGUUCCCUUAGCUUAGUAGCUAUACCUACCAAUCUUUGAUGCCUAACCUUUAAAACAUGAGUAACCAUUCCUAGGAAUUUCAACAAAUUUAAAGGCAAGCAUGAAGAGGUCAAGGGGUUUUUUGUGCAAAAAGUGUUUGCCAAAAUAUUCAUACAUAGAUUUUCAGUUAGUUUAAAUGUAGAC